Messenger RNA from Amyelois transitella, 2506 nucleotides. It is a transcript of the gene rec, whose product is annotated as DNA helicase MCM8. Gene Ontology annotation, cellular component: MCM complex; nucleus. Gene Ontology annotation, molecular function: ATP binding; ATP hydrolysis activity; single-stranded DNA binding. The record is from RefSeq and is a predicted model, not a curated record. The transcript has 15 exons. Gene Ontology annotation, biological process: DNA replication. Lineage: Eukaryota; Metazoa; Arthropoda; Insecta; Lepidoptera; Pyralidae. Bases 131 to 2506 code for a protein of 791 amino acids.
UUUAGUUUGUGUUUUCGAUUUGUUUACCGCCACCUGCUUCCCCCAGUCGGAUCAAAGCAAAACAGAUAUUAAAAAUUAUUUGUUUAUCAUUAUUUUAUAAAUUAUCCGUGAACCUCUGUAUAAUUUUACUAUGCGUCGCUCUUGGAGAGGUCGUUACCGAAACAACUGGCCUCGAUUUAACAGAAAUAAAUCAAACAACAAUUGCGAUAGUACAAGUUUGAACAAUUCUGCUGAUUCUACCCGAAUAAACAGUACUUCUGGAUCUACUAGACCGCCUUCAAAUCAAACACCUAUUGUAUUUCCUAUCAACACUACAAAUAGCUUAUGGAAACUUUAUUUCCCAUCAGAAGACUAUUCUUCAAGUAAUGAUACAGCUGAACAUAUUCAACACGUUAAAUCAUACAUUGAAAGAAACAGAAGUUUAUUUGAUCUAGAAAAAAUAGAUCAAACUCGUAGUGUACCAUUGGAUGUUCAAAAUUUAACAAAUGAUGUUGAAUUCAAAAAUGGAUGGGCUACUUUUGAAACUGAUUUGUUUGAGAAACCAGAAUCCACAUUACACCUGCUUGAGUUUUGUUUACAUGAGUGUUUAAAAUGUGAGUCAAAAAUCAAAGUGCGCAUUCUAAACCAUCAACCAAUAAUACCACUAUCCAAUUUAAAAGUAAAUUACUAUGGAAAACUAGUGACUAUAAAAGGCACUGUAAUCCGUGUGGGCAGUGUUGGUCUGAUAUGCACUUCAAUGGCUUUCGAGUGCUCCAGUUGCCAUGGCGUCCAGGCUGUGGUACAACCGCAGGGAGUAUUCACAGCUCCAAACCAUUGUCAAAGUUGUAACAAAGGUUCCAAAUUUGAGCCUUUGCAAUCCUCGCCUUUUACGAAUACUACUGAUUGGCAAGUUGCAAAAAUACAAGAAAUACAGUCACAGAGUGUUUCUGGCACAAUACCCCGAAGUGUAGAAAUAGAGCUACAAGGCGACCUGGUGGGAACAGCUUGCCCUGGAGACGUAUUGUCUGUUACUGGUAUUGUACAAGUCCGUGGAGAAAGUAAGGGCGGCGAAGAUGGCAAAAGGGCAGCAAGGCUGUUGCAGCUCUACAUAGAAGCAGUGUCCAUACAUAGCCAGAGGAAUCUAAGCAACCCUACCCUAUCUUUUACUUUGAAAGAUUACUAUGCAAUACAGGAGAUUCAUGCAUCUGACGACGUUUUCAAGCUGCUAGUCCACUCGCUAUGCCCGACCAUCUUCGGCCACGAGGCCGUAAAAGCGGGGCUAGUGUUGGGGCUGAUAGGCGGCACUGAACUUGACAACGGCCCCAGGUCUAACCCCCACGUGCUGGUAGUGGGAGACCCUGGCCUGGGGAAAUCGCAGUUGCUGCAGGCUGCUGCUCAUGCUGCGCCAAGAGGUGUUUACGUCUGCGGCGCGUCAGCGUCGGCCGGCGGUCUCACCGUGGCGCUGGGCAGAGAAGCGGGCGGAGACUUCGCCCUGGAGGCCGGCGCGCUGGUACUCGCCGAUAGAGGUGUCUGCUGCGUCGAUGAGUUGGACAAGAUGACAGCGCACCACAGCAGCCUGUUAGAAGCAAUGGAACAGAGGAGAGUGAGUGUAGCCAAAGGUGGAGUUGUGUGCAGUUUGGCGGCGCGAGCCACUGUACUGGCGGCGGCCAAUCCGGCUGGAGGCAGUUAUAACCGGGCCAAAACCGUGGCGGAAAAUCUGAAGCUCAACUCGGCUCUCUUGUCCAGAUUUGACUUGGUGUUUAUUCUUCUAGAUCAACCCGACGAGAAAAUUGAUGCGAUGUUAUCAGAACACGUCUUGGCCAUGCAUAGCGGCCAUAAAACGAACGUCAGAAGCCAGGAUGCUAAUACUAGUAUUAUUACUAGUCAGUGUAAAAAAGAACCCUCACUAAGCAAACGUCUUAGACUGAAACCUGGGGAAAAUAUCGACACAUUACCUAUAGUAUUACUACGAAAAUACAUAGCUUACGCUCGCAGAUACGUUCACCCAAAACUGUCUGUGGAGGCGGCAAAUACCUUACAAAAUUUCUACUUGGAUCUUAGACACAAUCACCAAAAUAGCUGUGAUGGAACGCCUAUUACUACUAGACAACUGGAGGCUUGCAUCAGACUUGCACAAGCCAGAGCAAGAGUGGAUUUAAGGGAAAAUGUUACAGAACAAGAUGCUAAUGACGUCAUUAGUUUGGUGAAGCACAGCCUAAUGGACACAUUCAGUGAUGAGUUUGGAAAUAUACAGCUAUCCAGAUCGAUCAAUGGGUCGGGAGUCAGUUCUAGAAAUAAAUUAAAGAAGUUUCUUGACGCGUUGACUAGGCGAUCACAUCAGUUAGGUAAAGACGUUUUCACGAGGCAAGAAAUGAUACAGAUCCACAAGGCGGCCGGCGUGCCGGGUGAUGCCAACGACCUCAUUGAGGCUAUGCACGUGCAUUCCUAUCUACUAUUGAAAGGAUCUAACACAUAUCAACUUUUGCCAUAUAAAUUAAAAUUUUAUAACAAUACAUUCUUUGAUUAA